AAUAAGAAAAUAAUUGAGAACUACUCAUCAGAAAGGACAAUGAGGAUGAAGUAUUACAAUAUGGUGGAAGAUAUGAAAGGUAAAAUCCGAGUGUUGUGUCGGAUUCGGCCACCGAGCCGAAUCGAGGCUGCACAGGGCGAGGCUGUGGUUGUGGAUAAAGUCGAUGAGUUCUCUGUGAAGGUGGAAACCGCUCGAGGGCCUAGGGAGUUUCAGUUUGACAAGGUGUUCUGUGCCGAAACAUCUCAGGAAGAUUUGUUUCAUGACACCAACAGACUGAUCCAGUCAGCCAUCGAUGGUUACAACGUCUGCAUCUUUGCAUAUGGCCAGACAGGUUCAGGGAAGACCUUCACCAUGGUGGGCGACAAAGAGCAGAAGAACCCAGGGAUCUUGCCGAGAUCUUUUCAUGCCAUUUUUGAAAUCAUCAGAGAGAACAGCACCAGGUUUGACUACAAGGUUUCGGCCUAUAUGCUCGAGCUGUACAACGACAGGUUGCAGGACCUCUUUGUGAGCCUUGCUGGUGAGGCCCAUGCCCUGCCCCAGUCCCAUGGCCAGGCCAGGCGAGUGGAAAUCAAGAGGAACAGAAAGGGGGUUGUGUUCGCCCAAGGCGCAGAGACAAAGGAGGCUUCCAGUGCCCAGGAGCUCUAUGCUCUGUUCCAGCAGGCCUGCACCAACCGACACAUCUCUGCCACCAAAAUGAAUGUGGAGAGUUCUCGCUCCCAUCUCAUUGUUGGCAUCAUGGUGGAGAGCAGGAAUCUGACCAAUGGGAGCGUGAGCACUGGGAAGCUGAGCCUGGUGGACCUGGCAGGCAGUGAGAGAGCAGCCAAGACUGGCGCCAAGGACCACCAGCUGAAGGAGGCUAACUCCAUUAACAAGUCUCUCAGCGCCCUGGGUGAUGUGAUCUCAGCCCUGUCUGCGGAGCUGCCCCAUGUGCCGUACAGGAACAGCAAGCUGACACAGGUGAUGCAGGACUCGCUGGGCGGUAAUGCCAAAACCCUGAUGAUCGUCAACAUUUCUCCCUCAGAGUGCAACGUCGAUGAGACUCUCACAUCCCUCAUUUACGCAACAAGAGUGAAGGCCAUAACCAACAAUGCUCAGAGAAACGUGGAGAGCAAAGAGAUCAUCCAGCUGAAAGAGGUGAUCAUGAAGCUGAGGUCGGGACAGACUGCGGAGGAGGAGGAUGUCUGACCUCUACUACUCUACAACAUUGCAGCAGCCACUGGAGGAGACUAUGGAAGUGGGACGAGUUAGCUCGGCUCUGCGUCCCUCCGAGCGACAUUAAAAAGGAGGAGGAUCCAUUGAAGGGAUGGGGGUUGAAGACGGGUCGAAGACAAGGACACGAAUGGGAUGAGCAGAUGAUAGAGAAUGCAAGUGAUGAGGAGGAGAUGGAAGAGAGGAGGCGAGGAGGGGAAGAAGAGGGCGAGUGAGGGUGAGGAUGAACCCUGCGUGAACACAGUUUGAGGCCUGGAGCGAUGAUCAUCAAUCUGAAACAGCCUCUCUCUCCCUCCCUCAGUGUUUAACUGUAACUAAUAUCUGAAGAUAAAGACUUUUAAUGAGUGUCUGUUUUCAGCUAGUUUAAUUUUUAAUGUGGUGGGACAGGAAGGCAGAGGGACUUUACCCACCCUUUCAGAAUAUAGGCCCAGACGCACUUUGAAUGACCCUCAGCCGUUUAAUAUUGAGUUCAAUACAUGAAGUUAGUUUGUAUUAAAUGAUAUU
Platichthys flesus (European flounder) is the source of this 1713-nucleotide messenger RNA. RefSeq lists its product as uncharacterized. Bases 40 to 1185 code for a protein of 381 amino acids. The record is from RefSeq and is a predicted model, not a curated record. Gene Ontology annotation, molecular function: ATP binding; microtubule motor activity; microtubule binding. The transcript is spliced from 10 exons. Gene Ontology annotation, biological process: microtubule-based movement. NCBI's taxonomy places the organism in Eukaryota, Metazoa, Chordata, Actinopteri, Pleuronectiformes, Pleuronectidae.